This is a messenger RNA of Prunus armeniaca (apricot), 408 nucleotides long. NCBI's taxonomy places the organism in Eukaryota, Viridiplantae, Streptophyta, Magnoliopsida, Rosales, Rosaceae. The record is from the annotation of a GenBank genome assembly.
AUGCUGGGUCGUCGUUCGCAGAGUCACGAGCUUAUACCAUACAACCCUGAACUAGGGAACACACUUCGUUAUCUCCGUCGAGAUAAAAAUAAGCAAGAUACACUUCCAAUCAAGAUGGGAGACGCGUUGGAGCUUAACAACCUCACCCGACCUUUGAAGGAUUUCACGGUUCCUAAAGCAUUGGACCAGCCGUCUUGCAUUGCAUAUCCAGCCACUACAACCACCUUUGAGAUCAAGAGUGGCACCAUUCACCUUUUGCCACAAUUCUGUGGCAAGGUUGGGGAUGAUCCUCACAUACAUAUCAAGGAUUUCUUUGCUGUGUGCGCGACUAUGCACAAUGGAGGGAUUAGUGAUAAGGCAAUCAGAUUGCGUUUGUUGCCAUUCUCACUCAAAGAACGAGCCAAGUAG